UCACCACCAGUCAACUUAUCAUACAGCCUACUAAUUAUUGUAGUCACCAAUAUUGGCACGCGGAACCCUUCAUGCUUCCCUCCUAAUCACCUUCCGUCCUCCUUAUUUCCUGGGUCACCUUCUACUGGACAGAAGCGCCAAUCCCUGCGCCAGCAAGCCUCUCCCCCCCAUCCCGCGCUCCCCCUCUUUACUUGCUCUCCGCCGCACUCCCACGUUCCAAUUCCCAGCCUCCGCUACCCUUCGCGUUCCGCCUGUCUCCGCAUUCCGACACGGGGAAUCCUACUCCCCCGAUGGCGGCGGGAUCGCGCGCGCUUUUUCUGGGGGUGGACGGCGGCGCAUCUUCCACCUCCGCCGUCCUACUCGACCUCUCGCGCGCAAACGCCGCUGCGCCCGCGGAGGCGGACAUGGCGGAAGCUGCCGGGCCGGCGGAGCUGACGGCGGAAGGCGCGCGCGAGUGCGUGGUGGGGCGCGGAAGCAGCGGAAGUUCGAAUAAGAACAGCGUGGGAGAGGCCAGUGCGCGCAGUGCGCUGCGAUCAGCCAUGGAAGGGGCUCUGGGGGCAGCAGGGGCAGCAGCGGGGGAGGUGGCGGGUGUGUGUGUGGGGAUGGCGGGGGUGGACAGACCCGCGGACGUGCAGCUGGUGCGCUCAUGGCUCAGCCCCUUAUUCCCCCACCUCCCGCCCUCCCGCCUGCUCAUACGUAAUGACGCCCUAGUCGCCUUCGCCAGCGCUACUCUUGGCAUCAUCCCCGCUGCUGCUGCCACCACCGCCACAGGCAUUCUACCGGACGAAGGGGAAGAGAGGAUAAUAGGGGGUGGGAGAGGAGGAGGAGGGGGAGGGGGGACGGAAGGGAGAGUGGAUGGGGAGAAUGGGGGAGUGGUAGUGAUUUCAGGAACCGGGACGAUAGCAUAUGGGAUGGCUGCGGACGGCCGGGAGGCGAGGGCGUCGGGGGGAGGGCCGCUGCUGGGGGACAAGGGUAGCGGAUACGCCAUGUGCUGCGACGCACUGGCGGCGGUGCUGCGCGCGUGGGAUGGGCGGGGACGUGUGACAUCGCUGACUGAGGCCGUGCUGGGGCAUGCUGGGCUCAGCAGCCCCAGCGAGCUGAUUGGCUGGGCCUAUGCAAACCCCUCAUGGUCCCGCUUUGCAGCGCUCUUCCCGUGCGUGCGAGCGUGUGCAGCAGCGGGCGAUGCUGCAGCCAUGGCUAUUGUCACCGAUGGCGUGGAGGAAAUGGCGCUGUCGGCCCAUGCUGUCGCCUGCAGACUCGGAUUCCCAGCGUCUCGCCAGCCGUUCCUUAUAGUCACAGCGGGUGGUGUGCUUACAGACAGUUCGCCGCCCAACAUUCCGCGCAUGUUUGACCAACAGAUCCGCAUGCUGCUGCCGUCUGCUGUUGUCAAGCCGCCACAGGUGGAGGCUGCUGUAGGGGCUGCACUCUUGGCUUGGCGCAUCACAUUGUGCUGAGUUUAAGAUGUUUGCAUGCUAGUGUGUUGUGGUGACUCACACAUCAGCACUGAUUAUGAACAACAUGAAUCUUGGAUUCCCAACACUCAGCUAUGAAAUCAGUUGAUUCUCCCGUACAUGUCACUACUUGCCACCAGGGCUCUCCCUAGAUGGCCGUUUCAGCUUUGUCUGAUGGAUCAGAAAAAUGUAAUGUGAAUUUCUGU
Molecule: messenger RNA, 1657 nt
Organism: Closterium sp. NIES-67
Lineage: Eukaryota; Viridiplantae; Streptophyta; Zygnematophyceae; Desmidiales; Closteriaceae
Source: the annotation of a GenBank genome assembly